This is a messenger RNA of Ipomoea triloba (trilobed morning glory), 1889 nucleotides long. RefSeq names its product RNA-binding protein BRN1-like. Lineage: Eukaryota; Viridiplantae; Streptophyta; Magnoliopsida; Solanales; Convolvulaceae. The coding region runs from base 237 to 1541 and encodes 434 amino acids. Gene Ontology annotation, molecular function: mRNA binding. The transcript has 9 exons. Gene Ontology annotation, cellular component: cytoplasm; ribonucleoprotein complex; nucleus. The record is from RefSeq and is a predicted model, not a curated record.
UUUUGCCAUCUACCAAAUCUCUAAUUUCCCCAAAACAGGCCCAGACCGCAGCAAAAGUUCAACGGCCAACGCAGCAGCAGAAGAAGAAGGAGGAGAAAAUACAGAGAAAUUUUAGAGAGAGAAAUACGGUGAGAUCAGCGCGAAGCACUAGUCAACGAAGGAGCUCAACGCUGUAGACAAGAGAGAGGGAGAGAGAGAGAGAGUGUGUCUGUGUUACUGUGAGUCUUCCGGCAUUAAUGGCGGAGGGGGAGAAGCAGCCGAGGAAGCACAGCGAAGAGAGUGUGAAGCUGUUCGUAGGUCAAGUGCCGAAGCACAUGACGGAAGCGCAGCUGCUCGCAAUGUUCAAGGAGUUCGCUAUCGUUGACGAAGUCAACAUCAUCAAAGACAAGGCUACUCGAGCUUCUCGAGGGUGUUGUUUUGUGAUCUGUCCCUCAAGAGAAGAAGCUGACAAGGCUGUAAAUGCCUGCCACAAUAAGAAGACUCUUCCUGGGGCUGCUAGUCCAUUGCAAGUGAAAUAUGCUGAUGGCGAGUUGGAAAGACUAGAACACAAGAUUUUUGUCGGGAUGCUACCAAAGAAUGUAUCAGAUGCCGAAGUGUCUGGCUUAUUCUCUCAAUAUGGAACCAUUAAGGACUUGCAAAUUUUAAGAGGUUCUCAGCAAACUAGUAAAGGAUGUGCAUUUUUGAAAUAUGAGACAAGAGAACAAGCAGUUGCAGCUAUAGAGGCCAUUAAUGGAAAGCACAAGAUGGAGGGUUCAACGGUUCCUUUAGUGGUUAAAUGGGCAGACACAGAAAAGGAAAGACAAGCUCGUAGGGCUCAGAAAGCUCUAUCACAGACAUCUAAUAUGCCCGACUCUGGACAGCAUCCAUCUCUAUAUGGACCUUUACCUAUGGGUUAUAUGGCACCAUACAAUGGAUAUGGUUAUCAGUCUCCUGGAACUUAUGGAAUCAUGCCGUAUCGCCUACCACCACUCCAGAAUCAACAUACAUUCCAGAAUAUGAUUCCAACUUUAAACCAAGGAAAUACACUACGUGGCACCACACCAGAUAUUUCACCUGGUUUGACGCCAAGAAAUUAUGCCAUGUCACCUACAAGUUACGUAGGAUCUACUUACCCUGGCAUACCUGGGGUACAGUAUCCCAUCCCAUAUCCUGGAGGAUUCAUGAGUAAUAGACCUUCGAGUAGUUCUGGUGCUGUACACCCUAGCACCUCAAACAGUCAGUCUGCAGCAUCUUCAAGUGUCAACUCAAAUUUGGGGGCUCAGGCUGAAGGUCCACCGGGUGCUAAUUUAUUUAUUUACCAUAUUCCACAAGAAUUUGGUGACCAAGAGCUUGCAAAUGUAUUUCAGCCUUUUGGUAGGAUCUUGAGUGCUAAGGUUUUUGUUGACAAGGCAACUGGCGUUAGCAAAUGUUUUGGGUUUGUCAGCUACGACUCUCCAGCAGCUGCACAAACGGCAAUCAGCAGGAUGAAUGGCUUCCAAUUAAGUGGUAAAAAAUUGAAGGUUCAGCUUAAAAGAGACAAUAAACAAAGUAAACCUUAUUGAUAUCAACAAGGUCAGGUAUGGAAGGAAGCUGAUAUUCUUUACAAGAUGGUUACAUGCUAUAGUUGUAAGGGAGAACACUGCAUUGGGAGCAAUUGAGGAGUGACUUAUGAUGAUUAACAACUACUUGGCUACUCAAUUGUGUUUUUAGUCUCCUUAUGGGAUUCAAGUCCCAGAAACUUGUAAUUCUUGAUUUAUUCUUGUGCCACUGUAAUUUUAAUUUCAUGUAACAUGGAUUUUCAUUUAGACAUUAGUUAAUUGAUUGAUUCUUCCACCCAAUAGACCUUAAUGUUCUCAAGAAGAUGCUUUUCAAUCACUUCUCUGAUGAAAAAUAAAUAAAUCCUUUCAUUA